CAGUAGUAAUAAUAAUUAUGCUUCACCAUCUGGUUCACAAGUAAGACAAUCAAGAGUGAUGGAAGUGACUGCGAUGAUGCAAGGUGAGGAUGGUCCAGCAGAUGGUGGAAACGCAACAGAACAUCCGUCUCGAAAUCCCUUCAAUUAA
Ambispora gerdemannii is the source of this 148-nucleotide messenger RNA. NCBI's taxonomy places the organism in Eukaryota, Fungi, Glomeromycota, Glomeromycetes, Archaeosporales, Ambisporaceae. The record is from the annotation of a GenBank genome assembly.